AUGGGCCUCGAUACGUGGAAGACAUUUCCAAAGAUCCUGUCGGAGUACCCCAAGCACGGGGUGCCGCUGCCGUGCUCUGAUCAGCAUCCGCGCCUGCCGUGCCCCGAGACGCGCUGGGCCCGUGAUUUCUGCCUUGCACAGGGCGGCAGCUGCGAGUAUAAGAUUGAAGCCCACUUCGACUGCCUUGAGCAGCACUACCCGAAGGAGAAGGUCGAUGAGCUGCGCAAGAACUUCAAGCCCAGCACCCUAGACUACCCCACCUCCGACACCUACAUCCGCUACCGCCACUACUACAUUGGCGCGCCGUGGAUGGCCAAGAACAACUGGGAGGGAACGCGCUAG
Leishmania mexicana MHOM/GT/2001/U1103 is the source of this 342-nucleotide messenger RNA. RefSeq lists its product as hypothetical. Gene Ontology annotation, cellular component: mitochondrial intermembrane space. The record is from RefSeq and is a predicted model, not a curated record. Gene Ontology annotation, molecular function: copper ion binding; copper chaperone activity. Lineage: Eukaryota; Euglenozoa; Kinetoplastea; Trypanosomatida; Trypanosomatidae. The transcript has a single exon. The coding region runs from base 1 to 342 and encodes 113 amino acids.